Molecule: messenger RNA, 153 nt
Organism: Schizosaccharomyces japonicus yFS275
Lineage: Eukaryota; Fungi; Ascomycota; Schizosaccharomycetes; Schizosaccharomycetales; Schizosaccharomycetaceae
Exons: 3
Coding region: 1-153 (50 amino acids)
Source: RefSeq, a predicted model, not a curated record
AUGACCGAUAAUAAUUUCUUUAGUCACCGUGCUACCAUCUGUUGCAAUUUGGGCCGGAGCUGCAGGUUUGGGAGCCUAUCGUCUUUCUUGGAGAUCAUUUCCGCGACAAAACGCCGGAUGAAGACAAGUGGUUGUAAACUCGAAGUCGUGUAA